Molecule: messenger RNA, 1458 nt
Organism: Salvia hispanica
Lineage: Eukaryota; Viridiplantae; Streptophyta; Magnoliopsida; Lamiales; Lamiaceae
Product: AT-hook motif nuclear-localized protein 20-like
Cellular component (GO): nucleus
Molecular function (GO): minor groove of adenine-thymine-rich DNA binding; DNA-binding transcription factor activity
Source: RefSeq, a predicted model, not a curated record
UAUAAAAUAUGGAACAAACCUAAACAAUAACUCAACAUAUCAAAACAUUGGAAAAGACAUCAUCCCUUUGUUUUUAUAUUUUUCAGUGUUUUGCAAUUGCACCUCUUUGUAUUUCAUCUCUUAAAAAUAACUAUUUUAUACCAUUAGUUUUCUCAAAUCUCUCUCUUCUUUAUUCUCACUUCUUCUCCUUCUGUGCAACUUUUUCUCCUUCUUUUCAAUUUUCUCAUGUUUAAUUUAAUCCUCGGAUUUCGUAUAUUUUUAAUCUUUGCGUGAUUCCACAAACUUGUACCUAAUUUUCUUGACUUAUUUCAUAGUCAUUAAUCUUGAUUUGAUUCCGAUUUUAUCAAAUUAAGAUCUAUCGAUCUAUUGUUUUAGAGGGAAAAAAAAUACCGAUCUUCCCUUUUUUUUGUUACCUAAACCAGAAAUCAUGGCGAACCGGUGGUGGGACGGCGUUCAGGCCGGUUUGCCCGAACCGGCAUCGUUGAUGAGCAAAGACGGAGGCGGUGGGAGCAGCAGCCGCGGCGAGGACGACGACGAAAAAGACGGCGGCGACGAGCCUAAAGAGGGCGCCGUGGAGGUGGGCACGCGCCGGCCCAGAGGAAGACCGGCCGGUUCAAAAAACAAGCCGAAACCGCCGAUCUUCGUGACCCGGGACAGCCCUAAUGCCCUCCGCAGCCACGUCAUGGAGGUUGCCAGCGGCACCGACGUGGCUGAGAGCAUCGCCCACUUUGCGCGCAGACGCCAGCGCGGCGUCUGCGUGCUUAGUGGCAGCGGAUCGGUGGCUAACGUCACCAUCCGCCAGCCGGCCGCCCCGAGCGCGGCUGUGGUCCUGCAGGGCCGGUUCGAGAUCUUGUCUCUAACCGGGGCCUUCCUGCCCGGACCGGCCCCGCCCGGGGCGACCGGUUUAACGGUUUACCUGGCGGGCGGCCAGGGGCAGGUGGUAGGGGGCAGCGUGGUGGGCCCCCUCGUCGCCGCGGGGCCGGUUAUGGUCGUCGCGGCGACGUUCGCUAACGCGACCUACGAGAGGCUGCCGCUCGAGGAGGAGGAGGAGGCGGGCGGGUCGGCCGCCCAGGGGGCGGGCGGGGGCGGGGAUUCGCCCCCGGGGAUGGGUCAGCAGCCCCAUCAUGGGAUGGCUGAUCCAUCAAAUUUGCCAAUUUAUAAUUUGACACCAAAUUUAUUGGCAAAUGGAGGGCAUUUGAAUCAUGAUGCAUAUGCAAAUUGGGCUCAUCCAAGACCUUCAUAUUGAGAGAUUGAGGUAAAAUUUCUCAAGAAAAACAAACCAAUUUCCUUUGAUGAAGAAUGAAUGUUUGAAGAGGAUUAUUAUUAUAUAUAAAUAUGUAUGCAUUAGAGGGUUGUGUAGUUAAAUAUUUCCUUUGAUUUCUGUAUAUUAGACUACUUCAGUUUGGAAUAAUAAAUAAAAUCAUGUUUGCAAUAGAAGAAAUGUUGUUAAUUUUUUUA